Molecule: messenger RNA, 701 nt
Organism: Alnus glutinosa
Lineage: Eukaryota; Viridiplantae; Streptophyta; Magnoliopsida; Fagales; Betulaceae
Exons: 1
Coding region: 101-562 (153 amino acids)
Source: RefSeq, a predicted model, not a curated record
UUUGGGAAAGGCAAAGAAAGAGGUGAAUAUUUAUAGUUAAGGAAGUCGAUCAAUCUCCCAAUUAAGAAUCAAAAAUCUAUCAGAUUGAAGCAGUCGAAGAAUGGGUCGGUCCGAGUCACAGCUAGGAUGCAGGAAGCACGAAAACGAGAAGAAGCUGCCAGGGGUUUGUUCCUCUUGUCUAAGGGAGAGACUCUCGCAACUCCCUGCUUCUUCAAACAAGAUUAACGCAAUCGGCGGUGGCCGCUACUCUUGUUCUUCUUCGCUGUCUUCUUCUCCUCUUUACCCUGCCGCUUCCUCUUCAACCUACGUGUCUCCGAUUUUUGGCCGGCGCCAUCGUCGUGCUUCGGAGAAGAUGGGUUCGAUUUCUUUUACGCUAAAAGUUAGUAAUGGGCUGAAGAAGAGCAGAUCGAUUGCUUUUAUUACGAGCAGUACUCGAGCCGACGAGGUUGCGGGGAGUGGGAAGAAGAAAGGAGGGUUUUGGUCAAAGCUGCUUUGGUCUACAGGGAAGAGAAACAAAGAUGUUUUGAUCCAUGCAAGGUCUGCAAGCCAGAGGUUGGGGUAAUUAAUGGGAUUUUCCGGCCGACAAAAACAAUCUCCUGUAUAUAUUGGUUCCUUUGCAAGAUUUCAUAAAACAUGUUAACCCCCUUGUGAAGGCUGGAUUUGAUUAAAGUUUGAAUUAAGAGAGACUAAUCUGUUUUUUU